CCCAGCCUACGUGGCCAGGUCUGGGGGCCGGGGAGGUGGCCAGGGACCAGGCCUGUGGCAGCUAAGCUGGCGCUUUGGCCAAAGCCCAGGACCUCCCCCGGUUGGCUCCACUCAUAACCAUGCCCCUGGCCACCCCGGGCUGCUUCCCUGCCCAGCACACCCAGACUGGCUGCUGCUGGAAGACAGGGCGGUGGGCAGAGGCCUGAAGGCCACCCCCACAGGUGACCCGGCCGCCCUGGCCAUCUCCUCCAGGCCAGCAGGGAUGGGCGAUGGGGCAUCCCGCAGGCCCCCACAGUGCCCCGGCCCCCACGGGCACCUCGGCUGCACCCGGGCUCAUUCCAGACCUCGUUGCCAGGAGUCCCUGGCCCCGAUGGGCACAGGUGGCCGUCGCUGUCGCCGCCGCCAUCCUCGCUGCUUCCUGCCUCCUGUGCGUCGUCUGCUGCUGCCGUCGCCGAGCCCGCAGGAGGAAGCCCCGAGACAAAGAGGCCGUGGGCCUGGGCAGUGUCCCGGGCACCACCACCACCCACCUGGUGCAGCCGGAGGUGGACGACGUGGGGUCCGGCCCGGGGGGAGCCCCGCAGUGGGGGCGCCUGCAGCUCUCCCUGGAGUAUGACUCUGGGAGCCAGGAGAUCUGGGUGGGCCUCAAGCAGGCGGCGGACCUGAGGCGGGAGCCCGGGGGGCAGGCGGACCCCUACGCCUGCGUCAGCCUGUCCCCCCAGCCCGGGCACAGACACGCGACCCGGGUGCACCGCGGCACACUCUGCCCGGUGUUUGAGGAGACCUGCCGCUUCCGCGUGCCGCUGGCGGAGCUGCCCCGGACCACCCUGCGGGUGCAGGUGCUGGACUUCCGGCGCGCCUCCGGGCACCAGCCGCUAGGCGAGCUCCGCCUGCCGCUGGGCACCCUGGACCUGCAGCACGUCCUGGAAGUCUGGCGCACACUGGGGCCCCCGGGCACUGUCGAGGCUGAGCGGACGGGGGAGCUGUGCUGCUUGCUGCAGUACGCGCCCGGCUGGGGCCGGCUGACAGUGGUCGUGCUGGAGGCCCGGGGCCUGAGCCUGGGGCUGGCAGAGCCGUACGUGAAGGUCCAGCUCCUGCUGAACCGGAGGAAGUGGAAGACGAGAAGGACGUCCGUCUGGAAGGGCACGGCCGCCCCCUACUUCAACGAGGCCUUCACCUUUCUCGUGCCGCUGAGCCAGAUCCAGAGCGUGGACCUGGUGCUGGCCGUCUGGGCCCAGGGCUCGCGGCUCUGGGCUGAGCCGGUGGGCAAGGUGGCGCUGGGAGCCCGGGCCUCGGGCCAGCCGCUGCAGCACCGGGCCGACAUACUGGCCCACGCCCGGCGGCCCGGCGCCCGGUGGCACCGCCUGCGGCCCGCCGGGGAGGUGGACCAGGCCCUGGGCCUGAGGCCCCGCCGGCGCCUGCCCCUGCCCGGCUCCUGACAGCACCCUGAGCCUCCAUGUCCCGCCCUGAGCUGUGGGCCCGUCCCGGCCACGGGGGGGCUGCAAUAAACGUCGCUUCCACCACC
Messenger RNA from Pipistrellus kuhlii (Kuhl's pipistrelle), 1522 nucleotides. It is a transcript of the gene SYT8, whose product is annotated as synaptotagmin 8. Lineage: Eukaryota; Metazoa; Chordata; Mammalia; Chiroptera; Vespertilionidae. Gene Ontology annotation, cellular component: dense core granule; axon; synaptic vesicle membrane. The record is from RefSeq and is a predicted model, not a curated record. Gene Ontology annotation, molecular function: phosphatidylserine binding; calcium ion binding; clathrin binding. Gene Ontology annotation, biological process: synaptic vesicle endocytosis; regulation of calcium ion-dependent exocytosis; cellular response to calcium ion.